CGUCGCAUUGCUUUUUUUUUUUUUGGCGGCAUAAUCUAGCGAGAUAGGAAUAGGAUUUGGUCUUUCUCCCUCUCUAUGUUCUAAAUCCUAACUCUCACUAUUGGCCUCGGACUAGGGAAUUCUAUGUACUCUUAAUUCAUUAUCUAGGGUUUUGUCAUUCAAGUUUCUCGUGGAUGCUCGGUUCGUUGAAUUAUUUACUCUCUUGCAAUGGAAGGACCGGCUCCGUCCAAUUCCCCGGUAAUUAAGCCUAUAAACAAAGGCGUUGUCCACAGAAUCUGCGCCGGUCAAGUCAUAUUAGACCUCUCCUCAGCCGUUAAGGAACUCGUUGAGAACAGCCUCGACGCUGGCGCCACCACCGUCGAAAUCGCUCUAAAAGAGUACGGAGAAGAAUGGUUUAAGGUCAUCGACAAUGGCUGCGGCAUUUCCCCUACUAAUUUCAAGGUGGUGGCACUUAGACAUCAUACGUCGAAGCUAGCGGAUUUCCCAGACCUUGAGUCUCUGACUACGUUUGGAUUUAGAGGGGAAGCGUUGAGUUCGCUUUGCUCUUUGGGGAUUCUGACAAUUGAAACGAGAACGAAAAAUGAACCAGUUGCAACGCAUUUAACUUUUGAUCAUUCGGGUGUGUUAAUAGCUGAGAAGAAAAUUGCACGGCAAAUUGGUACUACAGUCACUGUAAAGAAGUUGUUCUCGAACCUACCAGUGCGAAACAAGGAAUUUCAUCGCAACAUACGCAAGGAGUAUGGCAAACUUAUUUCCUUGUUGACUGCAUAUGCACUCACAGCAAAAGGGGUCAGGUUAGUCUGCAGCAACACAAGCGGAAAAAAUUCGAAGUCUGUGGUUCUUAAAACACAGGGAAGUUGUUCCCUCAAAGAUAACAUCAUACAAGUUUUAGGUGUGAACACAUUUAGCGGCUUAAAGCCUGUAUCUAUAGGUAUAUCAGACAGCUGCAACAUUGAAGGUUUUAUUUCUAAGUCUGGACAGGGUUGUGGCCGCAAUCUGGGAGAUAGACAAUACUUCUUUGUAAAUGGUAGACCAGUGGAUAUGCCUAAGGUGAGCAAGCUUGUGAAUGAAUUUUAUAAAGGUGCAAACUCUAAGCAGUAUCCCAUAGCCGUAAUGAAUUUUAUCAUUCCAACUAGAGAAUGUGAUGUGAAUGUCACUCCUGAUAAAAGAAAAGUGUUCUUUUCUGAUGAAAGCUUGAUUUUGCGAUCUUUGAGAGAGGGUUUGCAGGAGAUAUAUUCCUCGAGUAAUGCCAGUUACAUAAUUAAUGGUGUUGAGAGCACUAAGGAAGCUGAAUCCUCUGAGUUUUGCUCUUCACUAGAAAAAUAUAAUAGCCUUUUAAAAAAGUUACCUCCAGCUGGAGUUAAUUUGAAACUUUCCACGAAGGAACAUUCUGCGGAGGGGGACCCCUCUUUUACAACUGUUAAAAUCAACUCUCAAAGUUUGGAGUUUUCAGAAGGAUUUGUUUCUAGUGAUCAUGAGAACAUGUCGACUUUAGGAGUACAGGGAACAAACAAGAUUGAUGGUGUUAUAGAGGCUAAUGCAGGGCAAUUGACAAGUCAUAUGGAUGGUACACUUAACAAGGAUUUUUCAGAAGGACCAAUCCUUAGACACCAUCAGGGUUCAUUGAAGAAGGACUUCAUCUUACAAGUUCACAGAACUAAUAAGGUCAAUGGUUCAGAGCCUAAUAAUGGGGGUUUGACAACUCAUAUGAACAGUAUAUCUAACAAGGAUUCUGCAUCUUCCUCAACUGCAAUUGGGAAAGAAAUUUUUAUAAGUAGAGAUCGUAAGAGUCAUUCAAGCUGUGUUCAAUCAUCGCUGAAAGAAUUUGUAACCAUAAGUAAGAGGAAACAUGAAAGCAUUAGUACUGUAUUAUCGGAAAGGCCUGUCUUAAGAAAUCAAAAUCUUCAUUAUCAAUCGAAGAACAGCAAUUCAGAUAUGUGUGCUUUGAGCUCAAGAGAUCAAGUUGAUGAUUCCUAUAAGUUGAAGGAGAAUGAGCCUAGAAAGUUUAUUAGAGCAAAUAACAUCUUGGGUGAAAUUGGAAACCCUAGUUCUCCUAGUGGUGGAAAACCUGGAGAGCUAAUUCCUUUACAUGAAUUACAGAAUCACGAAAACAUGGUGCCUUAUGCGGGAAAAGAACUAAUUGAUUUAUUCCACAAGAAUCCUGAGGAUGUACCUGAAAAGGCAUUGACAGUUCCAACAUUAGAGUCUUUAUCCUCUGCUUUAGUUGUAGAUGCUCCCAUACCUCCAUCUGAUAAAAAGAUAUGUUCCAUCUUGGAGUUUAGAUUUCAAGACCUAUUGGCAAAGAGGCAACAGAGGAUGUCAAGAGUAUUGCACACUAGUUAUAGAUUCCUCAGCAUGAAGAAGAAAAGGUCCAUGAAAAGAUUCAAUCCAAGUAGCGAAAUUGUUAUCCAGUUCUUGUUAGUAAUAUGAUUUUCUUUAUUGACAAGAAUUUAUACAUGCAUGAAAUACUAUCGUAUUUCACAGGUUAUUGGGCAAUUUAAUCUUGGAUUCAUUAUCGGGAAGUUAGACGAAGAUUUAUUUAUUGUGGAUCAGCAUGCUGCUGAUGAGAAAUACAAUUUUGAGCAUCUGGCUCAAUCAACCAUCUUGAACCAGCAGCCUUUGCUUCGGCCACUGAAAUUGGAGCUGUCUCCUGCAGAAGAAGUAGUUGCUUCAAUGCAUAUGGACAUAAUCAGGAAAAAUGGGUUUGUUUUGGAAGAGGAUCCAGAUGCUCCACCGGGGCACCAUUUUAAGCUCAGAGCUGUUCCCUUUAGUAAAAACAUUACUUUUGGAGUUGAAGAUGUCAAAGACUUGAUCUCUACGCUUUCGGACAGUCAAGGAGAAUGCUCAAUAAUCGGCAGUUAUAAAAUGGACACAUCUGAUUCUGUUUGCCCAACUAGAGUCCAUGGGAUGUUAGCGUCACGUGCUUGCAGAUCAUCCGUCAUGAUUGGAGAUCCACUUGGACGAAAUGAAAUGCAAAAGAUACUUGAGCAUUUGGCAGACUUGAAGUCGCCGUGGAAUUGCCCGCAUGGCCGACCGACGAUGCGGCAUUUGAUAGACCUGACAACCUUAAGGAAAGAACCAGAUGAAAGUGACACAAGCUCUUGAUCCGUCUUCCAUCCAUGUGGUUCUGCCCCUUGUUUUCGUCUUAUUCUGUAUGUUACCUUAGGUUCCUCUCGCGAACAGAUGUUAGCUACCCAAGCGCUGGAAAUGUACAACAGUGCCCUACUAGGAAUGGCUACCGUAUCGAUUGGGUUCGGUUCGAUUCUUUUUGUAAUUUAAUCUUAAGAAAACGUCUAAGAACCAACAG
Molecule: messenger RNA, 3307 nt
Organism: Hibiscus syriacus
Lineage: Eukaryota; Viridiplantae; Streptophyta; Magnoliopsida; Malvales; Malvaceae
Product: DNA mismatch repair protein PMS1-like
Exons: 10
Biological process (GO): mismatch repair
Cellular component (GO): MutLalpha complex
Molecular function (GO): ATP hydrolysis activity; ATP binding; ATP-dependent DNA damage sensor activity
Source: RefSeq, a predicted model, not a curated record